Dicrocoelium dendriticum is the source of this 742-nucleotide messenger RNA. NCBI's taxonomy places the organism in Eukaryota, Metazoa, Platyhelminthes, Trematoda, Plagiorchiida, Dicrocoeliidae. The record is from the annotation of a GenBank genome assembly.
GCUGCUGAUGCUCAUUCGCAAUUAUGGAGCCGGAAUUGCACUGCAAGAUUGAUUCAUCCAGUGAUCACUUAUUGGACUCUCCCCAUUCACUCCACAGCACGCACUUGUUCAAGUUUGGUUUUGUUUUGGGCACAGCUGGUCUUUCAGCUAUGAUUGGUUUUGCAGCAGCAGUUAAAGCACGCGGAACUCCAGAACUGACAGAUGGUACGAAAGUCUCCAGUGGCAGCUUGACGACCCCAAUGAGUGAAUCAGACUUAUAUCGGUCCGGAGUUCGUCUAGCAAUUCGGGCGUUGGGGCGGGCCACAUUAAUAACGCUGAGCACGUUUGGUGCUUUAUGGUAUGUCGCAUGGCGUUGUUCAAGAGACACAAAUCUGGAACAUUUUCGCUCGAAAUGGUUUCCGGCAUCAUGGCGCCGCAGUCCGUCAAAUAACACCAAUAACAUCGUAACCUUUGAUGACUUGUUGAGAUACCUAUCACUUUCUGACCCGGCUGUAAACGUACCUGCAGUGAAAAAAGUGGAUUCUUGAAUGUGAGACACGGUUGUUUUCUCUUUCAGGUGUAUUAUUGUUUGCUCCCUCAACUGCGGAUGGUUUUGCGAGCACGUCGUCUAUUGUGAUGUCUAUUUCGUUGAAACUGGACACAUCACCCCUGGAUUAGUUUGUGAUAUCGGUGUCUGUUCUAUUGACCUACCUGAGAGUGACUUUGGUGCACCUCUGAAACACGCACGCGCCUUUUCCUGCAC